AUGUAUGUGAAAUCUGGCUGUUUAGAGAAGGCAUGCAUAGUUCUCGAUGCAAUGGACAAACAGACGAACAUUGUUCCAGAUGUUUAUCUGCUUAGAGAUAUGUUCCGAAUUUAUCAACAGUGUGGUAUGCUCGAUAAAUUGCAAGGUCUUUACUACAAAACCUUGAAAAGUGGAAUCAUAUGGGAUCAGGAAUUGUACAACUGUGUGUUAAACUGCUGUGCUCGUGCUUUGCCAGUUGAUGAACUCUCAAAAGUUCUUGAUGAGAUGCUUCGACAUGGGUUUGCUCCUAAUACUGUCACUUUUAAUGUGAUGCUUGAUGUUUAUGGAAAAUCUGGGCUUUUCAAGAGGGCAAGGAAAGUAUUUUGGCUGGCUAAAAAGCGAGGUCUAAUUGAUGCUAUCUCUUACAAUACAAUGAUAGCUGCAUAUGGGCAGCAUAAGGACUUGAAGAAUAUGUCAUCUACUGUGAAAAAAAUGCAAUUUAAUGGCUUUUCAGUUUCCCUUGAAGCCUAUAACUGUAUGUUGGAUGCCUAUGGGAAAGAAGGUGAAAUGGAGAAAUUCAGAAAUGUCUUGCAGAGAAUGAAGGAAUCUAGCUGUGUUUCAGAUUCCUACACAUACAAUAUAAUGAUUAAUAUAUAUGGAGAGCAAGGAUGGAUUGAAGAAGUGUCUGGCAUUCUGAUGGAACUGAAACAAUUUGCACUUGGGCUUGAUUUAUGCGGUUAUAACACAUUAAUAAAAGCAUAUGGAAUUGCAGGAAUGGUUGAAGAGGCUGUUGCUUUGGUUAAAGAGAUGAGAGAAAAUGGUAUAAAACCUGACCUAAUAACCUAUUAUAAUCUGAUCAAUGCACUGCAAAAGAACGAUAUGUUUCUAGAAGCUGUCAAGUGGUCCUUGUGGAUGAAGCAGACAGGACUAUCUAAUUAA
Coffea arabica (coffee) is the source of this 918-nucleotide messenger RNA. The record is from RefSeq and is a predicted model, not a curated record. Lineage: Eukaryota; Viridiplantae; Streptophyta; Magnoliopsida; Gentianales; Rubiaceae.